Molecule: messenger RNA, 1536 nt
Organism: Hemibagrus wyckioides
Lineage: Eukaryota; Metazoa; Chordata; Actinopteri; Siluriformes; Bagridae
Exons: 2
Coding region: 94-1422 (442 amino acids)
Source: RefSeq, a predicted model, not a curated record
CUCAUGACACUUUAUGCAUCCUCACUUCCUAUAUAAGACUCAGAUCAGAAGGCAGAUUUCACUCGCCGGUCAGGAGCAACGACAAGCAAGGAGAUGGCAAGCAAACCUGUGAUCUCAGGCGGCAAAAGGCUCAGAGAUCCUUCUGUUCAGCCGUUAAAGAUCAAGUUUUUGAUCAAUAUUCCUCUGAAGGUGGAUUCAGAAGAGCAGGCAAAGGCCAGAUGUGGUUAUUUACUGGACAAGCUACCUGGAGGAUUUAGGGAGGAGGACAGGAUAAUUACGAAGGGUAAAAACGGAAAGAAUGUGCUAGAAGAUGUAGCUGUGAUUUUCGGCAUGAAUGGAAAAUACACCCCAGGACUAGACAAGGUUCUGAAGAAGCUCCAAGACUUCGAGUACGAUUGUAAAGACACACACAUCAAGCAUUCUGUAAUCACCUACACCUGGGGAAAAGGUGGAACAAUAGCACAAGAACUCCCUGACCCUAAUCCUGCUGAGGACUUAAUUCCGUACCAGGAUAUUCGAGAGUAUCUGAAAAAUAAUGAUGCUACAAAGGAGCUUGUGGAGGAGUUGAGGGGAAAAGAUCCACACUGUCUGCUUUACUUCAGUUUCGUUGAUAGUGACACGGUCAACUUUAACUCCAUCUACAGUGAAUACAUACAGACUGUGCGAGAAGAGCUGAGGAAAGACAAGGUCCCUCCCACCGUGAUGUCGACUGGUUACGAGGUCAACCGUAACAGUGAGCAUCACAUUGCCACUUGGCUGGACCGCAUGACUCGGGUAGCUGUGGCAGAGGUCCAUCCCCUCCUCGUGUACUACCCAGAACCCAACUUCUGUGUCCUAGUGCGCCACGGAUUAAACACCAUAAUGGAGAGUUUCAUCAAACCAAAUAGGAACAAAAACCAGCCACGCGUGAUGGAGUCAGCAGUUCUGAUCAGACGGGUCAAGGAACGUGAGAAUUUCAAGGCUGUGUUUUCUGACAAAGAGCCGAUCCACAUCGAUACUCCAGGCAGAUUCAAGCUUAGUGGCAAAGGCCUGGUGACCGGUCAGUCGGCCCUGGAGGGGAUGAAUUUGGCGAUCUGUACUUAUGCUAACGGGGUACUCACAAACGCCAGAGUGUACAACAAGGAACAAGCAGGCCCAUCGGACCCAGUGAAACAAGGCAAGCUGCCUAAAGGAAUAACAGGAAUAAACAGAGCCUUCAUCAUAGACUUAUAUAACUGUAAAGAUGACAUGCAAUUUGAAGAGCUGGUGAAGAAGAAUCCAUAUGACAUAAACGGAAAAGUCGCCACCAUCCUAGUCGAGGCCAUUAGAGCAGCACGAAAAUACCGAAAUGUAAUUUAUGAACUUGAUGAAAUGUUCGCUAAAUUGGAAAUUUCUUCGUCUUCUUCCGCUUCUUCAUCUUCUUUGUUGAAUUGUGAAAAAUAAAAUCCGAAUUCUUGUUCUUACUUCAUUCUGGAUAAAUGUAUUAAAGUUGUUGGAACGUGUUAUCAUGGAUAUUAUCAAGAAGGAAUUGAAAAUAAAGCUCGAUUGUAGCCGUGA